Molecule: messenger RNA, 819 nt
Organism: Didymosphaeria variabile
Lineage: Eukaryota; Fungi; Ascomycota; Dothideomycetes; Pleosporales; Didymosphaeriaceae
Exons: 4
Coding region: 1-819 (272 amino acids)
Biological process (GO): sterol metabolic process
Cellular component (GO): membrane; endoplasmic reticulum
Molecular function (GO): cholestenol delta-isomerase activity
Source: RefSeq, a predicted model, not a curated record
AUGGCCUCGAGCUUCUGGGGCGGCUCCAAAGCUACCCCUCCUCCACCGCCGCCGCCAAUACAUUCCUCCUCGCCCCAAAUAGACGCCAUAACCAUCGUCUCCCUCCUCUUCUUCGUGUCGCUGCUCGGCGCUGCCUACGCUGGCUCCGUCCGUCUACUCCCUCCCGCGGCCGCGAAGAAGACCCGCGUUCUCUUCGUUUGGCACCUCUUUGACGCCCUCAUUCACCUCUUCUUCGAAGGCUCCUUUUUGUGGAAUUGCUUCUUCGUGAGCUACAGCUUGCCGACGAGCUUCAAUGCUGCCGCGAAGAGGCAUCCAAGGAUCAAGUUGUUGACGCCGCCCGAUGUGUACUGGCUUGGACAGGAAGAUAGGAUAUAUGGAGCAAGCUAUGGUGAGGGCAUCUUCUCGAAGCUGUGGCAGGAGUAUGCGAAGGCGGAUAGACGGUGGGGAGGGACCGAUCUGGGUGUCGUGAGUCUGGAGGUGUUGACUGUCUUUGUGGGCGCUCCGUUGGCUUUAUGGAUAUGCGUUCUCCUCCGGCGCGAAGAACGCAAAGGCGCGCUCAAGCGUUGGUUCUGGAUGAUCAUACUCGCAACAGCAGAGCUCUACGGAGGCUGGAUGACUUUCGCGCCGGAGUGGUUUACAGGGAGUCCGAACCUUGAUACGAGCAACUGGAUGUAUCUCUGGCUCUACCUCUUCAUCUUUAACGGCUUGUGGGUCAUUUUCCCGGUCUGGAUCUUGUACGAAGGGUACAGUGCCAUGAGCUCAGCAAUGUCGCACGCGGAGAUGGUAGAUCUCGUCAACUACUUGAACAAGAAAGCUUGA